AAGCUCGAAGAGGGGUCUACUACUAGUUGUGAAAUCUUAAAAGUUCCCGAGGCUCUUGAGCCCUUGCCCUAGGAUGAAAAGGGGCAUCAGAAAGCGUGCUAAAGAGGUGUAGCCACGAUUUUGAGAUGUGCCUGUUCCCUGGUUAAUGUCCUUUGUUUGGCCUCUACUUGUGGAAGAAGAACGAAGGAAAGACCCGUUUCCAGGCUGUGGAUUUGCAGCCAUUCGAUACCUACCUGUUUGCCUGUUGUACGAAUUAGAUUAUGGCUGCCAAUAUAGGAGACCAGCAUUCUUCAGAAUGGGUUUCACAGUACAACCUGGGUACUUCAAGCACCAGAGAAAACGGGAUGGAAGGCCCAAUGCAUGAGAACCCCGAAUGGGAGAAGGCCCGGCAAGCGCUGGCUAAUAUUAGCAAGGCCAAUGCUGCAGCUGCUUCUGGCAACAGUAAAGGUGCCACCAACGGUCAAGCUAACACACAGUACACAGCACAGCAAGGAGAAUCCCUGCAGCAGCAACAGCAGUACUACCAGUGGUAUCAACAAUAUAGCUAUCUCUAUCCCUAUAAUUAUUAUUAUCCUAUGCAAAAUGUCUACUCUGGGUAUGGUUCUCCCGGGCAGUAUGGUGUCCCAGGCUCUUACUCCUCAACACCCCAACAGCCACCAGUUCCUGGGCAGCACCAAGGGAGUAUGAGCCAGCCUCCCGUCCCAGGCAUGGAAGACGGAGGGAUGUCGUACUCAAGCCAGCCUCAGCAAAUGCAAAUCCCUAACCCACCACAGUCCCCUAUGCAGCAUCCCAACCACCCUUCACAGCAUAGCAACCUAUCCAUGGGCCCUGGGGGGCAGCAGCAGCAGGGUGGUCCUCCUGGAGGGUUGCACUCUCAGCCAAACCAGUCAAGUGCCUCCUAUAACCAGCAGCAGCAGCACUCUUACCAGGAAGCAGCCAAGCCCAAGAAAGGACAGCAGCUGUGGAACCGCAUGAAACAAGCACCUGGGUCUGGUGGUCUAAAAUUCAACCUUCCAAAGCGUCCCUUUGUAGUAACAAAUCAGAACUUCAGCUCUUUGGAGCAGCAGCAGCAGCAGCAACAGCAUCCAAACUUUGGCUCCCAGCAGAAUUCAGAGAAACGUCACAAUCACAGUUCUUCAACGGGUAAGCCUGAAGAUUGGCCACAGGACAUGAAGGAAUAUGUCCAGCGUUGCUUCACCGCUUGUGAGUCAGAGGAGGACAAAGACCGCACAGAGAAGCUACUUAAGGAGGUCCUACAGGCUAGGCUGCAGGAUGGCACUGCCUAUACCAUUGACUGGAGCAGGGAACCAUUGCCUGGCUUGGGCCGAGACAACUUGUCUGAAAGCCCCAAGAAAAAACAGCAGCGCUGGGAAGUGUCUUCUCUCCACUCGCCCCGUGCUUCUAUGCAAUCAAGCCUUGCUCAACAGCAGCAGAGGAGCGGGGGUGGUAAUUCCCAGCCCCAGCGAGGGGGAGGUAGUGGAGGAGCUGGGACUGGUCGGACUCGUGGGAAUGCCUUCCCCACCAAAUUUGGAAACCGCAAUGUUUUUAUGAAGGAAAAUAGCUCAUCCUCAAGUGCUGAUUCACGUUCUAGGUCAAGGUCAUCAUCCCGAUCUCCCAGUCGCCACUUCCGAAGAAGUGAUUCAGAUUCAGACAGCUCCUAUUCUGGAAAUGAGUGUCGCUUGGGUGGCCGUCGGAAUACUCAGAAAAACCGAGGGCGUGGAGGCCACAUGGAUAGAGGGCGGAUGAGAACACAGCGAGGAAAAAGACAUGAUCAAGGUCCUCCCAAGCGCAAUCGGAAACGCAACACUAUGGAUUAUGAAGACCCUGAAAAGGAAUUCAAGAAGGAACGGAGGGCAGCCCGCUUCCAGCACGGAGCCCAUCCAAAAAAGCUGCGUCUGGAACCUCUUAUCCUACAGAUCAAUGCUCUUGACACCGUUGGCUCUGAUGGCCUUGACUGGAAUGAGCUGAAGAUUGUAGGCACCUGCCAAGAUAUCACAAAGCAUUACCUGCGCCUCACCUGUGCCCCAGACCCCUCCACUGUCCGGCCUCUUUCAGUACUUAAAAAAUCUUUAUCUGCAGUGAAAUCCCACUGGAAAGAGAAGCAAGAUUAUGCCUAUGCUUGUGAGCAGAUGAAAUCAAUCCGGCAGGACCUUACAGUUCAAGGAAUCCGUGCAGAAUUCACUGUGGAAGUAUAUGAAACCCAUGCCAGAAUAGCUCUGGAGAAGGGUGAUCACGAGGAGUUCAACCAGUGCCAGACACAACUGAAGUCUCUUUAUGCAGAGAAUCUUCCAGGAAAUGUUGGAGAAUUCACUGCUUACCGUAUUCUCUAUUACAUUUUUACCAAGAACUCUGGAGAUAUCACAACUGAGCUGGCAUACCUGACAAAGGAGUUGAAAACGGACCCCUGUGUGGCACAUGCCCUUGCCUUGCGAGCUGCCUGGGCCCUCUCCAAUUACCACCGUUUCUUCUGUCUGUACCGCCAGGCCCCUUGCAUGUCUGGCUACCUCAUUGACAAGUUUGCAGAGCGAGAGAGGAAAACGGCCCUCAAAGCCAUGAUCAAAACUUUCCGCCCGGUGCUUCCGGUCUCCUACGUUGUGUCAGAGCUGGCCUUCGAGAGCGAGGAGGAGUGCCAAGCUUUCCUUGCAGCUCUGUCCCUUGUGUACAAUAGCCCCGACGCCACCAAGAUUGACUGCAAGCAGAGCUUGGCGGUCCUGGCCAAUUUCUGAAAGCAGGAAACAAAAAACCCACUGCCCUGUUCUAGCCUGUUUUUAACAUGUACAUAUAUA
Molecule: messenger RNA, 2786 nt
Organism: Protobothrops mucrosquamatus (brown spotted pit viper)
Lineage: Eukaryota; Metazoa; Chordata; Lepidosauria; Squamata; Viperidae
Gene: LENG8
Product: leukocyte receptor cluster member 8
Exons: 15
Coding region: 261-2726 (821 amino acids)
Cellular component (GO): nucleus
Source: RefSeq, a predicted model, not a curated record